GUCGGGCUGUAGAUUUCAUCCAAAUCAUGGCGGCUACCGGAAGCUGUAAACUUUCGCCGGUUAGCAUUAGGUGCUAUCUAGAGUAUUUACAUUGAUUUACAGGCAGAUAUACAUGGGUGCCGGCUCGUGUAUAUUCAGAGCUUAUUUACCAGUACUCUUAACUGAGUGGAAGUGUCUCCCUUUUUACUGCAGUGGUUGUCCACUAAAGAGUGUGAGAGUGUAUCUCCAGAGUUACGAGCAGAGAUCGCAGGACGCAAUGAUCUGGCAUCAACGUGUAGGUACUGAUGAGAACUGAUUGCAAUGAUUGUGCAAUGACCGGCAAUUGCAAGAGCUAGAAGAUACGUUUGUGUUCGAAUAAAUAUCUAUCCAGAUUUGUGGAAAACCAAGGACGGCCUUCAGUUUUCGCAUUUGCAGUUACAGCGGACGCUCUUUAAUUCGUGGAGACAUUGCGAUCAAUUAUUCAUUUUGACAAUUUGCGUAUCUGAAAUUAGUGAAAAUUUUCAUCGGCCUUAGGCAUUGGAUCAAAUAGUGAAACCAACUACUAUUAGACUGAGUUAUAUUAUUCAAUCUUAGAAGAGAGAACGAUUACAAUGUCAGAGAUUUGGCGUGAAAUAGAGACAGCGAAAAGUGAAAAUAGGUAUGAACUAAAACUUUCAGGGCCAGAUAUUUCAAAGAAAAUUGAACAAGGCGGCAUUCAUCGGGCGCUCUUUUCAUUGAAAGGUCUGAAUUUUUUGCAGUGUAGUGAUACGUGUUUGGAAGUUGUACCUGAUGAUAUAGGAAAAUUAGAAAAUCUUACAAGUUUGCUUCUUCAUUCUAAUAAAAUUACGUCCUUACCCAGUACUAUUGGGAAGUUAACAAAACUUAAACUUCUUGAUGUAUCGAGUAAUAGACUGGAAUAUGUGCCAAGGGAAAUUUCACAGUUGGGUCAGUUAACUUCCUUGAAUUUGACUGCCAAUGCCUUAAAAGACAUCCCUAGUUUAAUAGGAAACACAAAAUUAAGUAUUUUAGACUUGUCCCAUAAUCAAUUUGAAAAUUUUCCGGAUAUUUGCCAUCAAGAAUUGGUUCAUUUAUCAGAAGUAAAACUGAAUGGCAACAAAAUAAAGGAAAUACCUUCAGCAAUAUGUAACCUGAGUUCCUUAAAAUUGCUUGAUAUUGCUGAUAAUUGCAUUACAGUUGUACCUGGAGAACUUGCUGAUGCACCUAAGUUAAAAGAACUCAACUUAAAAGGGAAUUCUCUGAGUGAUCGCAGAUUAUUCAAAUUGGUUGAUAAAAACACAUCAAAGCAAGUAUUGGAUUAUGUUCGUCAACACUGUCCCCGAUCAUCUGGAACUGUGGAUGGAAGUGGUUCCAAAGGAAAGAAGGGCAAAAAGGGCAGGAAAGAUCCAGCAGAUGCUACUAAUUCUGUAAAUGAGGAUGUGGCCAAACUUUGCAACAGGCUUGAAGUGCUUCACGUGAAGGACACUACACCUGCAGUCAAAAUAACAGAAGCAGUCAAAACUGUUCGACCUCAUAUUGCAUGUUGUAUUGUAAGGGAUGUUCAUUUGACUGCAGAAAAUUUAAAGAAGUUUAUACAGCUUCAGACAAAGCUCCAUGAAACUGUAUGCGAUAAAAGAAAUGCUGCAACAAUUGCUACACAUGAUCUUGAUUUGCUUCCGUCUGGAGAUUUGACCUACACUGCUCUUCCUCCAGCAACCUUUUCAAUUAAACCAUUAUCUCGGGCCAAAGAAGUCUCAGGGCAGCAAUUGUUCCAGCAGCUACAACAGGAAGCUGAGGAUUUACGAAAAGAAAAAAAACGCAAUGUGUACUCUGGAGUUCACAAGUAUCUCUACCUAUUGGAAGGAAAGUCUGUUUUUCCUGUGUUAUUGAAUAGUGAAGAUAAAGUAGUUUCUUUUCCACCAAUUACUAACAGCGAUAUAACAAAGCUGUCACUUUCCACAAGAUCUCUCUUCCUGGAAGUGACAAGUGCAGCUUCUCAAACCAAGUGCCGUCAAGUACUUGACACACUACUUACAGAAAUGCUAAAUCUUGGCCUUGGAGAUGGUUCAGAUAAAGAGUGUAAUGGCUUUCACAGUCUUUGUAUAGAACAGGUCAAAAUAGUUGAUGUAGAAGGAAACUUAAAAGUGGUGUAUCCUGCUCGACAUGACCUGAUUUUUGAAAAUUCUGAUAUUUCUGUAAUUAGAGAGUAAGUGUGAUAUGUUCAUCAUUGUUUGUUUGGUUUACUAAAUAGCCCAAGAUUGGGUGGAACUGAGAGAAAAUGUACUGCUAAUGCAGAUCUUUUUCUUAUAUGAACAAUAAGAUACAUUUUUUCUUUUUCACAAUGUUUGUAAUUAUAUGUCAGCUGCUGUGAUAACUUCAUGUAAUUUGUCAUAAAAAGUUGCCACAUGAAUGUUUUAUUUAAAGUCUUUUACUUAUUAAUGCAUCUUUGGAGUUUAUUACUUGGGAAUCCUGUAAACCUUGCUACUUCCCCGACUUCUAAGCUAUAGUUUGGACAUGUAAGUUCAUACAGGUGUUGUUUCAAGAAAAUAUAAGAUCUUGUGCUGUUAUAUGUAGUUUAUAUGCAAAUGUGUGCAAUGAUUGAUAAUAAUGCAUAUGAGUACCUGCAUGUUAUAUAAUCUGUUUUCUGCAAUUUAUCAUUUUUGUGUGUUUCUAAUAUUUACAUAACUAAUAAACGCAGCCAAUAUUCUGGCAUUUCAUUACAUUUCUGUCUCCAAAGUUUUCAUGUUAAAAAUUGGCAAUUUUUCUUAUUGUGUAAGGAAGUCUUUGUGUUGAAACUUGAGUAAGAACCAUAAGAAUAAAUUAUAUUUAUGUUUGAAAUCAGUAAUGUUCUUUAUUUUACUGUAUUUAUUUGAAUAUAUAAUCAAUACUUGUUUGAUGAAUACUUGAAGUAAUCAAUAGUUGUUUUUGAGAGAAAAUGUGGAAAACAAUUUUCACUUUCUGAUAUAGUUAUAAGAUUAUUGUGUAUUGCAUAUACUUUCGUGGCAUGAGUGUACUCUCUAUAUACACCUUUUUUAUGCAACCCGAAAGGAUGCCCGAUUGUGCACCACAGUAUUCAAAGUUUUGUAUGGGAAUUUAUCAACCAAGCUUCUCAUGAUAUCUUGUGGUACAGAUUUGUCCAAAAUAAAAAUUCAAAAAUUUAUAUGCAGUCUGCUGUGCAUAUUUUGUUAAACACUAUUCUUGCAAAGGAAUGGAUGAAUGAUCUGGCCAAUUACAGGGAACCACUACUACUGUUGUUUCAUUGGGAAAUUUACAGGAAAAUUUCAUUAAUUUUUUUCAUUUUUCAAUAACUUGUAUCGAAAUGUAAGAUGGACAAAAACUACAUUCAAUAGCUCUUGUAACUUAUUAGGCUACAUUGCUGUGGCAAAUGAUACUUACUCAGAUACUUCUUAGGACCACCUUUUAUAAUAUCUAGACAUGUUGACUUGGUAUCCAUUGUAGAUGUGCCAUGUGAUAUAGAUAAAAUUUUAUGAACAGUUAUUUAAGAGAAUAUCAAAUAAAUGACAUUCUUGAAAGUGAAACUCAAUAUGAAAAUUAUGGCUGAAAUUUUUGUCAUUAAGGGGAUCAAGUUCACCAUUUACUACUAUUACUGGACACAGCAGAUGUUAAACAAUGUCGAGUUAAUGUUUGUUGAAGAAUCAGAGAUCAUGAACAACAGUGCAGCUGAAAUAAAAUUAAAUGUCACAGAAAGGAAUGUUCUUAGGUGACAUCAGAUAAAAGACAAUUCAAAUUCAACUGUCAAAGCUUUUGAUGAGAACUAACAUGAUAUGGGGAAGGUCCAGAAAGAAUGAAUAUUAUGAAUGAAGAAGAGGAUGAUGAUAGUGACAAAAAUAUAAUAUAUUAAUACAUU
Molecule: messenger RNA, 3844 nt
Organism: Gryllus bimaculatus (two-spotted cricket)
Lineage: Eukaryota; Metazoa; Arthropoda; Insecta; Orthoptera; Gryllidae
Source: the annotation of a GenBank genome assembly